CAACGUUGAACUUUUGUCAGCAAUUGGUUUUGCUCCUCCUCUUCUGUCCUUGCACUAUUCAGUAUCCAGAAGGCAGCUACAACAACCAAGUAUGGGAACUGGUGCUGUGUUCCUGCUCACUGCCCUGGCCUCUUGUCAUGGAUUCAACUUGGACAUCAAACAUCCGAUUAUUUUCCAGAAGGAUGCAGCUGGUUUUGGGCAGAGUGUGGUCCAAUUGGAAGGAUUCCGGCUUGUGGUGGGAGCUCCCUUGGUGAAGGUUUCUGACAGCCAAACAGGGAGACUCUAUGAGUGUAAAUAUGAUACUGGAAGAUGUGUGCCCAUCCCCUUACAGAUCCCCCAAGAGGCAGUGAACAUGUCCCUGGGGCUCUCUCUGGCUACUGGUCCAAACUCCUCACAAUUACUGGCCUGCGGACCUACAGUACACCAAGUCUGUGGAAAGAAUAUAUACAUGAAGGGUUUCUGUUUUGUGCUGGAUUCAAAGCUUCAGCAACAAAAAACAAUUCCAGCAGCCCUACAGGAGUGCCCGAAGCAAGAAAAUGACAUUGUCUUUGUGAUCGAUGGCUCCACCAGCAUCGACUCCCAUGACUUUCAGCAAAUGAAGAGUUUUGUCAGAGCUGUAAUCAAUCAAUUCAAAGAGACCAACACACUGUUCUCAUUGAUGCAAUAUUCGAACCGCCUGAAAAUACAUUUCACCUUUGCUGACUUCCAAAGAAGCACCAAUUGGGGCAAUCUAGUGAAUCCAAUUUUGCAGCUGCGGGGUUUGACCUACACUGCCACAGCCAUCAGAAAAGUAGUAACAGAAUUAUUUCAAAGCCGGAAUGGAGCUCGGAAGAAUGCCACUAAGAUCCUCAUUGUAAUCACAGAUGGAGAGAAAUACCAAGAUAAACUACAAUAUAAAGACGUCAUCCCCGAGGCAGAACAGGCAGGGAUCAUCCGAUACGCAAUUGGGGUGGGAGAUGCUUUCGAGUAUGCCAGUGCCCAGGAGGAGCUAAACAUAAUUGCAUCACAACCUGCAAAGGAGCAUGUGUUCCAGGUGGAUAACUUCAGUGCUCUAAAGACCAUCCAGGAGGACCUUCAAGAGAAGAUCUUUUCCAUUGAAGGCACUCAAUCCAAAAGCAGCAUCUCCUUCCGGCAUGAGAUGUCCCAGGCUGGCUUCAGUGCUGCCCUUUCAUAUAUGGGACCAGUCCUAGGAACUGUAGGGAGUUUCGACUGGUCUGGAGGUGUAGCCUUAUACUCAUCAAAUGAGGAUCCUGUCUUUAUCAAGACAUCCAAAGAGGACAUGAAUGAUGCUUAUCUGGGUUACUCCACUACGGUAGCCACUUGGAACAGAGUUCAGAGACUUGUUCUGGGAGCACCUAGAUAUCAGCACACAGGAAAGGUUAUCGUCUUCACUGAUGUGGAUGGCACAUGGAAGCAGGAGGCUGAAGUCAAAGGGACACAGAUUGGAUCCUAUUUUGGGGCCACCCUCUGUUCCAUUGAUGUCAACCAAGACAGCAAUACUGACCUGAUCCUCAUUGGAGCCCCCUAUUACUAUGAACAAAACCGAGGAGGCCAGGUGGCCAUCUGUCCCUUACCUCGCCAGAGGGCCAAAUGGACCUGCGAAGUUGUUCUACGGGGACAUCAGGGGCAUCCCUUGGGCCGUUUUGGGGAAGCACUGGCUGUAGCAGGGGACACCAAUGGGGACAAAAUAAAAGAUGUAGUUGUGGGGGCACCUGGGGAGGAAGAAAACAAGGGAGCCAUCUACUUGUUUCAUGGUGUAUCUGGAGCCAGUAUCAAUCCUUCCUAUAGCCAGAGAAUCAGUGGUUCCCUCCUUUCCCCCACACUCCAAUAUUUUGGGCAGUCCCUAAGUGGGGGACAAGACCUCACCCAGGAUGGGCUCUUGGAUGUGACUGUGGGAGCAAAGGGACAGGUGCUGCUGCUCAGGACACGUCCAGUGCUAAGAGUUGACGUGUCAAUAACAUUCACACCUCCAGAGUUGCCAAGAUCUGUAUUUGAGUGCUGGGGACAGGAAACUACCAACCAGGAAGCAGGGGCUGCUGUAAUUUGCCUUACUAUAUAUAAAAAUACUCCUGACCAGCUGGGUGAUGUCCAAAGCUCUGUGGCUUAUGACCUUGCUCUGGAUGCCGGACGCCUGAGUCCUCGGGCCACAUUUGCUGAAACAAAGAACUGGACACUAACUCGAGUUAAAACUCUGGGACUGGGGAAUCACUGUGAGACUGUGAAACUGCUAUUACCUUAUUGUGUGGAGGACUCAGUGACCCCCAUCAGUCUACGCCUCAACUUCUCUCUAGUGGGACAGCACAUCACCUCAUCUAGGAAUCUCAGACCUGUUCUAGAAGUGGGUUCCCAGAACCUCUUUACCUCCCACUUCCCUUUUGAGAAGAACUGUGGAACAGAUCAUUUCUGUGAGGAUGACCUCAGCAUUACUUUCCAUUUCUCAGGGCUACAACUCCUAGUGGUUGGGAGUAAUCUGGAGUUGAAUGUGACAGUAACCGUGAAAAAUCAGGGGGAAGAUUCGUAUCGGACGAUGGUUACCUUCUUCUAUCCCCCAGGAUUGUCCUAUCGACGAGUGUCACUGACCCAGAACUGGCGUCCUCAACGAUCUAUGCGUCUUGCAUGUGAGGCGGCAGUGCCAGAGAACAAGACCCUGAAGAGUACCAGCUGCAGCAUCAAUCACCCCAUCUUCCAGGAAGGAGCUGAGGUCACUUUUGUAGCAACGUUUGAUAUCUCUCCCACUGCCACCCUUGGAGCCAAGGUGCUUAUGAAGGCCAAAGUGAGCAGUGAAAAUAGCACACCCAAGUCCCACAAGACCACCUUCGAACUAGAGGUACCAGUCAAGUAUGCUGUCUACGUGGUGAUCAGCAGCAAGGAAGAAUCCACUAAGUACUUAAAUUUUUCUGCUUCCGAGGAGAAGAAAAGCCAAGAGGUCAAGCACAGAUACCAAGUGAACAAUCUCAGUAAGCAGGAUCUGCCCAGCAGCAUUAACUUCUGGGUCCCUGUGGAGCUAAAUAGGAUGACUGUGUGGGAUGUAACCACAGUCGAGUCCCCCCAGAAGAUCCCACUUCCAUGUGUCUCAGAGAGGAGCUCUCCAAAUCAUUCUGACUUCCGGACCCAGAUUCAGACGAGCUCUGUGCUGGACUGUUCCAUUGCGGUUUGCCUCAAAAUCAAAUGUGAUAUCUCCUCUUUGGGUGUCCAAGAAGAGCUUGACUUCACUCUAAAAGGCAACCUCAGCUUUUUCUGGGUGAGCCAAACCCUGAAGAAGAAGUGGCUGGUCAAAAGUUCAGCGGAAAUCAUUUUUAAUGAAUCCGUAUAUUCCCAACUUCAAGGACAAGAGGCCUUUUUGAAAUCCCAGAUAGAAACAACCCUGGAGGAAUAUGAAAUCCACAACCCCAUCCCCCUUAUUGCUGGCAGCACUGUGGGGGGACUUCUGCUGCUGCUGCUCAUAACAGCUGGUCUCUUCCGGCUUGGCUUCUUCAAACGUCACUACAAAGAAAUGAUUGAGGAAAACAUCCAGAGUACCCAUUUCAGCAAUGAAGAUUCCAACUCCUUGACAGAUGAUUUGACUGCCCCAAAGUAACUGUUUCUCCUGUUGCUCAGUCUUCCCACAUGAGGGCUACGUGGGUAAUCUUAGCAGAGAUGCCACCCAUGUAGGGUAAUUUUGUUUUCCUGUUAUGUGCUAUCACUUUCCCCAGUAAGUAGUAGAAAUUUUGCAUUUUACACACGUCUAUCAGUCUUUACAAAGAAGGAAACUAGUUAAAACUCGCUGUAUGCAAAUAGCAGCUGGCUUCCAUGUUUGUUCUUGCCAUAUUAAAUGAGAAUGUGAAAUGUG
Molecule: messenger RNA, 3829 nt
Organism: Monodelphis domestica (gray short-tailed opossum)
Lineage: Eukaryota; Metazoa; Chordata; Mammalia; Didelphimorphia; Didelphidae
Product: integrin alpha-D
Biological process (GO): cell-cell adhesion; integrin-mediated signaling pathway; cell-matrix adhesion
Cellular component (GO): external side of plasma membrane; integrin complex
Molecular function (GO): integrin binding
Source: RefSeq, a predicted model, not a curated record